Rotaria sp. Silwood2 is the source of this 342-nucleotide messenger RNA. Lineage: Eukaryota; Metazoa; Rotifera; Eurotatoria; Philodinida; Philodinidae. The record is from the annotation of a GenBank genome assembly.
AUGCUAAGUCGUUUAUUUGAAGAUUGGGAAAAGAAAUUGUGUGAUAUUUACCAGCAAGACAUCACAUUGACUUAUUUCAUAGGUGAUCAAUUCUGGCAAAUCGAAGAUUAUAUCUAUAAUCGAUCAUCAUUUUCUCAUUCAGGUUAUCAUCUUCUCAAGUUCAUUGAUAUUGAACCGAAUUCAUUACCUCAGCCAUGUGAACAACGACAAGAAUUUGAAAAUCGAUUAAAAAAUCUUACACGUUGGUUUCCACGACAGCAAAUAUUCCCGUUUCGAGAAGAAAAAGAUCCUGGAAUAAAAAAAUGUCUUCUUAUUGAAACAAACAACGAAGAAAUACUUUGA